Messenger RNA from Cottoperca gobio, 2716 nucleotides. RefSeq names its product KRI1 homolog (gene kri1). Lineage: Eukaryota; Metazoa; Chordata; Actinopteri; Perciformes; Bovichtidae. Gene Ontology annotation, biological process: endonucleolytic cleavage in ITS1 to separate SSU-rRNA from 5.8S rRNA and LSU-rRNA from tricistronic rRNA transcript (SSU-rRNA, 5.8S rRNA, LSU-rRNA). The transcript has 18 exons. Gene Ontology annotation, cellular component: 90S preribosome; nucleolus. The record is from RefSeq and is a predicted model, not a curated record. The coding region runs from base 115 to 2415 and encodes 766 amino acids.
CACCGGAAACCACGUGGUUCAGCUGGCCACACGCGCAUGCAGAUGCACGAAUGACUUCCUUUUACUAGCGUGUAGUUUUAAUCGUAGCAGAAAGUUAUCUCCUUCAUUAAGAACAUGUCGGGGAAACCGGAGUUUAAAAUCAACUCACAGUUCGCACAGAAAUAUGAGAAAUACCGACAAAAAGAGGAGCUACAGAGACUGAAGGACCGAUAUGGAGACCAAGCAGAUGAGAGUGACUCUGGGUCGUCUGAGUCCAGCUCUGGGGACAGUGAAGUGGAGCUGGACCCUGAAGUGGAGAGAGAUUUUUACAGAACAUUGUCACUGCUGAAGAAGAAGGACCCCAAGAUCUACCAGACAGACACGAAGUUCUACUCCGAAGGAGCAUCCACCCGUGAUGAGAAGCCUUCGACCUCGAAAGCGGUAAAGCCCAUGUACCUCAAGGACUAUGAACGUAAAGUCAUACUGGAAAAGGAGGGCAAAUAUGAGGAUGAUGAUGACAGUGAUGAGGAGGAGGCUGCCAAGAGAAUGGAGAGAGCUGCCUCUCCCAGCUAUAUUCAGGAGCAACGGGAGCUGAGAGAGAGCUUCCGUAAAUUCAUCCAGGACAGCGACGAUGACGAUGGCGAGGGCAGCGAGGGAGACGUACAAUCAGAGCUGCUGACCAGAAGGAUCAAAACACAGGAUGAGAAGGACAAAGAAGAGGCAGACUUUGUGGAGUGGCUGAAAGGCCAGACUGACCUCGAGGGUCCGGAGGAGGUGAAGGACAUGAAAUACUUAAGGGACUACUGGAAUGACCCAGAGUUGGAUGAGAAGGAGCGUUUCCUCAGAGACUACAUGCUCAACAAAGGCUACCUAGAUGAAAAUGACGUUAAUGAUGAGCGGAUCCCGACCUACGAAGAGGUGGUGCAGGAUGAUGUGGACGAUUCCGAAGAGGAAGGGGAGACUUUCUUGGAGCGCCAGGAGGACUUUGAGAGAAACUACAAUUUCCGCUUUGAAGAGCCCGACGCUCAGCAGAUCAAAACCUACCCCCGCAGCAUCGCCACCUCCGUGCGCUCCAAAGACGACAGCAGGAAACGCAAAAGGGAGGAAGUGAAAGAAAGGAAGGACAAGGAGAAAGAGCAGAAGCAGGAGCAGCUGAAGCAGCUGAAGAACUUGAAGCGAAAUGAGAUCAUGGAGAAGCUAAAGAAGCUUCAGGAGCUGACGGGCAAUGAGCAGCUCGCCUUUAGUCAGACUGACCUCGAGGGAGAAUUUGAUCCACAACAACACGACCAGCUCAUGCAGAAAUUCUUUGGAGAUGAAUACUACGGAGGAGAAGAAGAGGGGAAACCUCAGUUUGAUAAUGAUGAAGAACUUGAGGAGCACUGGAACUGGGACACAUGGACUGGAGAGGAACGAGUGGAGGACUGCGGUGAAGAAGAGGAGUAUGACGCCUCCGGACCCCACUGCGAAGAUGAGAACUUCAUUAUGGAUGCAGACUACGACCCCAACCAGCAGACCGCCUCCAAGAAGAAGAAGCAAAAGGAGAGGAAGAAGAUGAAGAAGGAGGACUUGCCCCAAAUGGGCAAAAAGAGAAAAAAGUCUCACUUUGCAGAAGUCAUCACUAAAAACAAGCCUGUGUUUGACCCACAGGAGAAAAGUUUUGAGCAGUAUUUGGAUGAGUACUAUAAGCUGGACUAUGAGGACAUCAUAGACGACCUCCCGUGCAGGUUCCGCUACAGGCAGGUGCUGGCCAAUGACUUCGGCCUGAGCACUGAUGAGAUUUUACAUGCUAACGAUAAGGAGCUGAACCAGUGGUGCUCUCUGAAGAAGACGUGCAUGUUCAGGUCUGACAAGGAAGAGUCGAGUGAUUUAUAUAACUAUAAAAUCAAGGCCCAGAAUGAAAAGAGGAAGAAAGAAAUACUGAGCUCUGUGUAUUCUGAGGAAGAUAAAGAGCUGGUAGAGGCUAAGGGCAAGGUGGGCAAGAAACGACAAGAUCGUUUGAAGGACGCUGAGAAGCAAGACUGCACAGCAGAGGACAAUGAGGCAGCCUCCAUCAUGGACUCUACAAAAGAGACGCUGGCCCAAGCUCUCAGAGAGGCAGGAGAAGAGGAAGAGAUUCUGAUUCCCAAGAACGAGGGGAAACGGGAAGAAGAGCCCCAGACAGUGGUCCCUGCUGUUAAGGUGGAAAACAGGACUGAGAGGCCGAAAUGGUCCAAAAUAAAGCAAAAGCCCUCCGGUGGACGCCAGGUGUCAGGAACACAGGGGGUGAAAAUAGGAGGCCGGGAGUUCAGUGGACAGAGGCUGAAGGCCUAUGGGCUGAACCCCAAGAGACUGUUCUUCAGACAGCUCGGCAGACAGAAACGGAAAGCGCAGGAGAAGCAGGAGAAGCAGGAGAAGCAGGAGAAGCAGGAGAAGAAGGAGAAGCAGAACAACGUGUGAGACAACUGUCGACAGAACAAUACAAUUAUAUUUUUAUUCUCAAAGAAUUAAAUUCCAUAAUGAGAAAUUGGUUCUUGUUUUUCACCCUCAAACUGACUUUAUUUGAAAAUGUUUCAAUAGUGGCUAUACAUUUAGAAAGUUUACCUAAUUGUUUAUAUUUGCAGAUGAGUAGACAAUAUAUGGUUAUGUUGACAUUAAUCUUUCUCUUGCUACAUUCCUAUUGUGGUUAGAUAACUAUUAACAUGCAGAUGAAGUUUGUCAUUUCUGACUAAGUUUAAAAAUAAAAGAAAAUUAAUGCUGA